AUGAAAUCAUGGAGACUCAUCAUCACCUCUUCGUCUCUCCUUCUUGUUUAUCUUCUUCCCCUAUGCUCCUCCCAAGAUAACACCAGAAGCUUGGCCAUUGAUGUCAACGGUCCACUCAAAUUUUCUCCAAUCUCCGAGAAACUAAAUCCAAAGCUCGUGUACGAAAUCAAAGUGCAUGGCUUUAUGCUUUGGGCAUCGAUGGGUGUUUUAUUGCCCAUUGGUAUAAUCUCAAUCAGAUUGAUGUCUACCAAAGACCAACCUGUAAUCACUCUUCGGCGACUCUUCUUUCUUCAUGUCACUUCUCAGAUGGUUGCAGUGAUACUCUUGACAAUUGGGGCAAUAAUGUCAAUAAAAAACUUCAACAAUUCUUUCAAUAAUCCUCACCAACGGCUAGGAAUUGGACUUUAUGUAAUUGUAUGGUUCCAAGCUCUUCUUGGCUUCCUCCGACCUCCAAGGGGAGUAAAAGCUAGAAGGAAUUGGUUUGUAGGACAUUGGAUAUUAGGAACAUCAAUUGCUAUUCUUGGGAUAAUAAACAUCUACACAGGCUUACAAGCUUACGCUCAAAAGACAUCAAAAAGUUCCAAGCUUUGGACCAUACUCUUCACGGCACAACUCUCUUCUAUCGUCUUGUUCUAUCUUUUUCAAGACAAGUGGUCUUAUAUCCGAAAGCAAAGUACAAUUAAUAGAACACAAUGCGUUGAUCAUAACAGCAACAUCUCAACCGCAGAGACUAGCCAUGGAGAGGAGGUUGAAGAGACUAAACCGGCGUUGGAGAAAUGCUGA
Molecule: messenger RNA, 783 nt
Organism: Arabis nemorensis
Lineage: Eukaryota; Viridiplantae; Streptophyta; Magnoliopsida; Brassicales; Brassicaceae
Source: the annotation of a GenBank genome assembly